CUACUGAUAAGAGAAAUAGAGAAAACUAUGACGAUCUUUAACUGGGUGCAGAAAAAGCUGCACCAAAAUGUCAUCAAAGAUGGUGUGACGAAAAACGAGAAGAAGAAGAGAGAUGAAGGAAUAAGUGAGAUUGAGAAGAACACGAAAGCUAUAUUGGAUCAAGUGGGGUUAGUGGAUGCUCUUGAUAAUUGGUUCGAUGGAGUUCUCACCAUCGGCACAUUUGGUUUCGACACCUUGAACUUUAAAGAAGAAGAUGAAAAAGAUGAUGAUGAAUGUGAGAGUGUGGAUCUCGACUAUGUCGUAAUUGAUGGCAGCAUCAUCAAGAACGUGGACCAAGAGUUGGAUCCUCUUAUCUCCGAAGAAAAUAAGUUUUAUGAUCAUCAUAAAGAUGUUGGGGCCGUAUUGGAGAGUACUGAUCACUUUGGCUCGACCAAAACCGCUGAAACGCCAGUUGUAACGGUGGCGGCGGAGGCCGAGAUAGAGCCACAGAAGAAGAGGACAACACUUGCGGAGCUUUUCAUGGAGGACCACGAGGUCCACGACGAAGGCUAUGACACGUGGCAUGGCAAGCAACCCAAGAACCCUAACCUUGACGGUGUGGAGGUUAAAUAUUAUAAACAAAACGGUUCAAAACUAAGUAAGAAGUUCUCGUUUGUUAAGAAGAAGCUGGCCAUGUCAAAGUCCAAAGAUGAAGAAAAAGACUUACGUCCAAUCAAGAAAAUGCGUCAGAUGAUAAAGAGGAUGUUGAAGAAGAAGAUCCAUCCAGAUAUCGAUGCGACUAAGGCUUUAAAGAAGGACGUUCCAUACAAGCCAACUCGGAACUGUGAAGCUCUCGAGUCACAUUGUCUUCUUAACAUUCAAGAUUGCGUGGCCUGGAAGUCUUAGGACGACGACGUCGUACAAGAGCAAUCAUUGGAUCUAUUGCUUCCUAUAUUAUAUGUGAUUUUUUUUGUUGUUAUUUCAGAAUGUGUUGGUAUUGUUAAGACUGUUGAGAUGUAUUGCUUUCUUACUACAAACAUUACUAAGUUAUUACUAUUUCUUUCCUGUUAUGCAUAUUGUAUUUUUAUUACUAUGUCAUAUGUUUUCUUACUUAGACGUAUCUAUAUAUCAAUGAAUCGUUCUUAAAAGU
Arabidopsis arenosa is the source of this 1129-nucleotide messenger RNA. The record is from the annotation of a GenBank genome assembly. NCBI's taxonomy places the organism in Eukaryota, Viridiplantae, Streptophyta, Magnoliopsida, Brassicales, Brassicaceae.